Messenger RNA from Adelges cooleyi (spruce gall adelgid), 2842 nucleotides. Its product is annotated as cytochrome b5-related protein-like. Gene Ontology annotation, cellular component: mitochondrion. Bases 1002 to 2294 code for a protein of 430 amino acids. Gene Ontology annotation, biological process: lipid metabolic process. NCBI's taxonomy places the organism in Eukaryota, Metazoa, Arthropoda, Insecta, Hemiptera, Adelgidae. The transcript has 5 exons. The record is from RefSeq and is a predicted model, not a curated record.
AAACAUAUAGUACUGCUCCAUUAUUCUACCAACAUUUUAUGUAUAACACGCCAGCACUGUGCCAUUACUGCGCCAGUACUGCGCUAUUAUUCUGCCAGUAUAAAAUUAUUUAUAAUGCCAGUACUGCGCUAUUAUUCUGCCAGUAUAAUAUUAUUCAUAAUGCCAGCACUGUGCCAUUACUGCGCCAUUAUUAUACCAGCAUAAAAUCUGUACCGAUUAUCAGUACUGGCCCAGUGCUGGCUGUCAGUACAGAAUAGCGUUAUCAUUUAGGAGUUACGCCAGUACGGGCGCAGUACAGAAUGCCAGUACCGCGCCCGUACUGGUCAGUACUGGCGCAGUACUACGCCCUUGGUAAAUUUCUGCUUGGGUAAUGACAAUAAUUAUGUAAUGUGCUUACAUAUUCUGAAUAAUAAAACUAACUAACAUGCAAGGCUAUGAAACGUUGAGUAUCAAUUUUUUUGUUUCUACGUAACUCAUAAAAACACUUUAUAAUAAUACAAAUUAUGCAUGCUCCUUCGUGUAUAAAACAACAUAUAUUAAAAACAAGGCUGAAGUAUAUUUAAUAGCAAAAUAACAAAACAAUUGUAAUUUUUGUGAUGUUUGCUAAGUCCAAAAGUCUGCGAGGUCAAAGAGUAAUACUUCAAGUUCUAAUCUGGGCCUGGUAAUAUGGGGAAGGGGGGUCCGCUAGUACACAAUUACCAUUAAUUAUGAUAAAAUAACAAUAGAGACUACUGGACUAGCUUUUACUGUGAACCCCUUCCCCUUAAAAAUUAACAGACGAAAACGUGUAAAAAACGGCGAAAGGGAAUUGUGUUACACCUUUCCUAAAGUUCUCUCCCAUCCUAUAUAGUAGUUUUUUUUGUAUGUUAAUUUUUUGUUUACAUGGAUAGUGUCGGAUAUUAAUUUUACGCACAUAAAUGAAGUUCCAUCAUUUUAGUAUUAUUACACAAAUUGACAAAUAAAUAUCACCAAGAACUUAUUGUUCUUCGAAAAAUCGUACAAUGGCCCCUAGAACGAGCAGUUGGCUGUCAUUGAACAAUUUGCCAAGUACUGACAGAAAUAUCAAAAGGGUGGACGGUUGGAUAAAUGCACGCCGUAAGGAAGAUGGUGCCGAAGGAUUAUGGAGAGUUCAUGAUGGACUGUACGAUCUUCAAGAAUGGAUACCUAAGCACCCGGGAGGAUCACAAUGGUUGGAAAUAACAAAGGGAGUUGACGUCACAGAGUUAUUUGAAACGCAUCAUUUGAAAGGAGACGUAGCAACCCAAAAGCUUCGUACAUUUUAUGUUAGAAAUGCAAGUACUCCUAGGACGUCACCAUUUACUUUUAAACCGGAUGGUUUUUACAAAGUUUUGAAAUCGAGAGUAUCCAAAAAGCUUUCAAGCAUAAACCACAGCAAUGUUUUACUCAAGUCUAAGUUGGUAGUAGACACUUUUAUUUUAUUAGCUUUGUUGCUUUGCGUUGAAUCUGCGCGUAGAAAUAGCUAUUAUAUUGCACUGUUAACUGGAGUAUCAUUAGCCUUUGGUUUAGUGGCCAAUCAUAAUUUCACCCAUCUUAAAGACAACUGGAGAAUGUACUACAUCCAUUUGGGUUUGUUCUCCGUAAGAGAAUGGAAAAUAUCACAUACUGUCAGUCAUCACUGUUAUGCAAAUACAGUUCUUGAUCUUGAAAUGGCUUUGCCUUAUCCUUUUAUUCAUUGGUAUCCUACCAAAGAUAAGCCUUGGAACGUAUUGUGGUUUUCAAAGCUAACUCCUCUAUUUUACCCUUGUUCUACAAUCUACCUGAUAAUCGGAAGAACUAUCACCCUGAACAACGAAAAAGCCGACUGUCUAGCUUUCAUCAUUCCAAUAGUACUGAUGUCAGCUGGUGGUUUGUCUUUGGGUUCCGUGUUGACCAUAUGGCUUCUAGUAAUCAUGACAAUGAGUUCUGUGUUCGUUUUUUUGGGAUUCAACGGAGCACAUCAUCACCCCGACAACUUCCACGAUGGGGAUGAGAUUAGCCAACAAGAUAUUGACUUUGGACUUCACCAAAUAAAUUCUUGUUCAGAAAGACAAAUAAUCGGCAACAGCGUAGUGAUUUCGAUGAUAACUUUUGGCGAUCAUUCAUUGCAUCAUCUGUUCCCGGGUUUAGACCAUAGUUUAUUACCCCACAUACAAGAAGUUUUUGAAGAAACGUGUAAAGAAUUUGGACUAGAAUUAAAGAUAAGAACGUAUGGAGAAUAUGUACGUGGCCAAUUUCAACAGUUGGUUCGAACAAAUCCUAGAAAAGCUAAAACAUCUAAAAUCUCAAUUCAAUAAUACAAUUUAUUAAAUUUUUUAACUGUUUUCAAUCAAUUUUAUAACCUCCACAAUAACUCAAUUUACUACUUAUAUUUUGAAACUUAUACACAGUACCUUGAAAUGAGUAUAGAGAUAUUGUAACACAAGAGUUAAGGCUUUUUUUUUUUUUUUUGGUGGUUAGUUUAAAUAAAAUAUUCUAAAAUAAUGAAUUUACUUUUCUUUUGCGUAUUAUAAUCAUCGUAUCUUAUAAAAUAUAUGUAUUUAAUAUAAUAAUAGAAAGCCAGAACAGUGGUGGCAGAGCAUAGUUGGUGAUGAGAACUCUGGUUUCCUCUAUUUUGAUGAGAAUGGAGUGAACUAUUUUACUAUUGAACAUACUAUACAUAUUAUUUUAUUCUAUUACAGUACCAGAUUAUGUACAAUAAUUAUUCGUUUAGAUGAAAAGUCAAUAUUUGUAUUCGACUUGCCCACUGUAAGGAAACGGAAGGGUAAAUGUAAAAGUUUACUAAUGUAAAAUGUUAUCUAACAUAUUAGUAUUAACAUGAUUAUUAUAAAUAAAAACCAGCGUA